Messenger RNA from Fopius arisanus, 2276 nucleotides. RefSeq lists its product as uncharacterized. The coding region runs from base 277 to 1332 and encodes 351 amino acids. NCBI's taxonomy places the organism in Eukaryota, Metazoa, Arthropoda, Insecta, Hymenoptera, Braconidae. The transcript is spliced from 3 exons. The record is from RefSeq and is a predicted model, not a curated record.
CAGCGUCAAGAGCUCCUCGUAUAUUCCAUUUUAAUUCACUCUAUCAAGUUUUUACGAUUCCCCCCCCAUUCCCCUGACCCCCGUCCCGCAAUCAAUAGAUCAAGUUCGGUCAAUCAAUUCCCAAAACAAAUUGAAUGACUCGACGCAGAUAAAUUACUCAUAAAAAUCAUCAAGAAGUCUUACCCCAGAUAAAGAGAACAUAAAAUAAAAUUCGCGCGCGAAAAGUCGUGACAAUAGACUGAUUGAAAAUUUAAAAAAUUGAUUAGUGAGAAAAUCAUGAAGAGUUACCUGAUCUUGGUUUGGGCAGUUUUAUCCGUCGCAUGUGUCGUCUCGGGAUAUCCCCAGGAGCGUCUAAUGCCAGAUGGCGGGGCAGUACCUGAAGACCAGUCUGGCCAUGAGGACUCGGUAGCAGCUGCAUCGGAGGUGCAUGGAGGUGACUACGAAGAUUCAGACGACUCCGACAUGUAUAUGGAGCCUGAUGGAGCUGAGACUGUUGAGCAGAACCCGAAGACAGCGGAUCUGCCGAGGGAGCCAGAGGUCACGCUGUCAGCAGCCUCAUCCGUCACUUCAUCGCCGAUCAUCGAAGAGACGAGAGUCACGGCUACGGUAUCUGAGCCGGUGCAGAAUCCAGAGCCAAGGCCGGAUGACAGAUCACUCGUUCCAGAGAGCCAGAACUUCUUCCCGUCGUUUGCGGAAUUGUUUGCUAAUCAGAGGCUGCCCUACGCGGAUCAGCAGCAGCAGAGAUUCCGACCAAAUCGCUUCCUCGGAUACUUCCAGAGGGAUCGCAGCUCUGGGUAUCAAACAGCUGCCACCAACGUGAAGGACAGCACACAACAUCCACUUCUGGGAUCAGGCAACUUCGGUGUCAUUCGUGGUGGGACUUAUUAUCCGGAGGACAAGGAGGCUGAAGAGUACUCCGUUGAUGAGAGCUUGUACAAUCCGUAUUACUCGUCGAGUGCCGCCAGGGGUCGGGCCUACUACCGCAACCCCAAGCCUCAGCCAAUCCGUGGUGGUGACUUCUUCGCCAACUUCCGGGACUUUGCCGAUAUCACAGCUCCACCCAAAUCCAGCUUCUCGCACCUGUCAGUCGUUUACGCUAACAGGAAUGGCACGAAGGGUCGGACCAACGAGCCGAGGAACAUCAUCGAGACCCUCCGAAUGCUCGAGGAACAGGGAGAUGAUGAUGUCAAUGGCAUGACCACCACCACGGAAACUCCCACAAAGAAACUCAGCCAGGGUAAAAGGAAACUCAUCAAGAUAAAGAAGUACCAGGACGACAAGGCUAGGAAAUCACGCAUGACCAAUUUUGAGCCCCUGCUUGCCCUCAGCUGAACAAUCGAUGGAAAAUCGUAAUGGUUAUUUGAUGCGUGCUAAUAGUGUAUGUGAAUCGAGUGGAGAGUGCUUCGGGGAUUCGUGUCCCAGCGGAAUCUGGCCUCGAGAGAUCAGAACCAAAGUCUGAAUAAUUUUUCUUCUCUUUUGCAGUUUCAAUUUUCAUUUCUUUCUGGGGAUAUAUCGGGGAAAUGCAUCGGCCGAUUCAUUGAAAUUCUUUACGAGGAGAGGUGCAAUGAACUAUCAUCACCAAUCAGUGAAUUCAAAAAUCACUCACUAAUGACGAAAGCUCCUUAGCUCCCUCUCUCCGUGUGGCCAAUCGCGACAAUAUCAUGGACUUUAUUAUUAUUAUUAUUUGUAUUAUUAUAAUAUUAUUUUGUAAAAGUGAAAGUAUCAAUUGGUGGUAUUAAUGAGUGAGGAAGAUUCCUACCGCUAUGGAAAGUUAUCUGUAGGCCUCAAAAUCGAGGAGAUGGUGGAGAAUUUAUUGGCAUUCCUUGUAUUUUAAUAAAAAAAAAUGUAAUCACAUCAGCGUAAAUCAGAAUUGAAUUGAAUUACUUGGGUUAAAUGAGAAAGUACUGAAUUUCGUAGUUAAAUGGUAAAGCAGUACGACUUCCGGUUCUGCAUUACCGUCUAACUACCCAAGUCAUUGCGCAUUAAUAAAUUAGCCAAUAAAUUUCUCCCCGUGGCCAGCAUUGAAUAUACUCCAUCGAUCUGGUCUUCAUCUCCACCGAAGCUGUCAUAAAGUUGCACCACAACUUAAUUCCAGCUUCAACCCAUUGUUAUAAUUUGUUGUUGACUAUUGUAGUUCUAACUCUAGCCUAACCUAUCAACAAUUCACAGACAAGAUUCCCGGUGUAGAACAAUGGAGCGUAAAAAUACAUAUCUCACAAUUAUAAACUUGUCAUGGAGGUGAUAUAAAGAACCUGAAUAAAGAAUAUUUUAAGUAA